AUGACUAUUAACGGGAUAUGGGAGUGGGCAAACCACGUGUCACAAAAAGUUGCAUUGGAGACUCUUCGCGAUAAAGUUUUAGCUAUUGACGGACACAUCUGGCUUUACGAAAGUUUGAAAGGCUGCGAAACUCACCAUCAACAAACUCCUAACAGCUAUCUAAUCACGUUUUUCACCAGAAUUCAACGCUUGCGGGAGCUCAAAAUCAUUCCAAUUGUUGUGUUUGACAGCAUCAGUUCGUCUUCAGCAGCUCACGAAGCAGCCGAUCAAGACGAAUUUGUGCCCAGAAAACGACGAAGCUUUGGAGAUUCCCCGUUCACUAAUCUGGCAGAUCACGUUAUUAAAACUAACUCGCUCCUCUCUCACUUUGGAGUGAAAGUCAUAAUCGCCCCAGGCGACGGCGAGGCUCAAUGUGCACGUUUGGAGGAACUUGGAGUGGUUUCCGGUUGUAUAACAACAGAUUUCGACUACUUUUUAUUCGGCGGAAAGAACCUGUAUCGCUUUGAUUUCUCUGCCACUACGAUGCUUUCUGGUGCACGUCUUCACGAUGUCACUCACUUGUCGCUGGGUCGAAUGAAUAUCGAAAAAAAAGUCGCUCGCCCUCACUUAAUCGCUACUGCAAUUCUCUUGGGAUGUGAUUACUAUCAACGAGGAGUACAGAAUAUUGGAAUAAUCACAGUUUUCGAUAUACUCGCAGAGUUCGGCGAUAAUGGGUGUAAAGAAACCGAUCCACAAGUGAUUUUGGAUAGAUUUUCUUCCUACGUUCGCAGAGAAAUACCUGCAAGAUCUGAAGACAGUUCUCGGAAGCUGCGCCUUCGCGGAAAAAAAUUCAACUUCCCAGACGGGUUUCCCAACUGCACAGCUAUUGGAAACGCCAUUAAAAUGUACAUGCAACCUGCAGUUUCCAAUCAGAUUCCCAGAAUUACAUCACAAAUUACUAAUUUUCAAAAAGUAGAGGAAAUUUUGGUGAAAGAGUGCGGUUGGUCACCCCAGAGAUUACAGCGAGAAGUAACGACGAGUAUGACAAGAAGCAGAAACGUAUUGAAUAUAGUGACUCAGUCACAUAUCAAUGAGUUCUUUCCCACCACAAGAACUAAAACUCAAAACUUCUCACCAAUCGUCGAACCAUGCAUAUCGGCUGACGACUACAUAUCCGCUAACAAUAAUUGGAUGAGAAAACGUAAAAGAAUGGACAGUGACUCUCCAAAUGUUGUUCCAAAGAAACCGGUUACUGCAAACAGAAAACGGACUAUCAGAAUACGCGCUCCCCCUCCAACAAAACCAUAUCACGAUAAUAAUGUCAUUACUCUCGACGAAGACUCGGAUUAA
Molecule: messenger RNA, 1329 nt
Organism: Caenorhabditis remanei
Lineage: Eukaryota; Metazoa; Nematoda; Chromadorea; Rhabditida; Rhabditidae
Exons: 10
Coding region: 1-1329 (442 amino acids)
Molecular function (GO): 5'-flap endonuclease activity; DNA binding
Source: RefSeq, a predicted model, not a curated record